Molecule: messenger RNA, 2034 nt
Organism: Trichoderma harzianum CBS 226.95
Lineage: Eukaryota; Fungi; Ascomycota; Sordariomycetes; Hypocreales; Hypocreaceae
Exons: 3
Coding region: 1-2034 (677 amino acids)
Source: RefSeq, a predicted model, not a curated record
AUGCGGGGCUCGCAGCAAGCCUCCACUCAUAAGCAGCCACAACGGUCAACUGCAGAACAGUCGCCUCUUCCGCUACUGCAGAUACAGACACUAUCUCGCGACACUGCUUCUCCGGGCGACGUCAACGACCACUUUGCGCCUCUGGGCAUCAGCAUCCCAACGCACAGCCUGCUCGAGGAUGAUUUUAUGGCCACGUUGUCCUUCUCGAACCGCGGCAGCAUCAUGUUCGGCGGGCGACGCGCUGGAGCGCUGGGCCUCGACGGGGCCAACGACAGCAGAGGCGAUGUCUCUGCUCCUUCAACACCCACUCACAACCAUGCACGAUCCAGCAGCACCAGCGUCGACCGCAUCGAGUCCUUGGCCGCCAGUGCCUCCAACCCCAACCUCGUGCCCCGCGCUCAGCCGCCACCCGACAUCCGCCUGCUAGCAUCCGACGUCGACAAGGAGUCCCAAAAGGUGAGAUCGCUCUAUGGAGUCGGCGAUGCCAUCAAUUGGGAGGAUGGCGCAAGGCGCUCGUACUGCGAACCCUUGGAGCCUACCCCAGAGCUCCCAGCAGAGGAAGAUGGGAAUGACUCCAUAAUACUGCCGCCCCCCAUCCCUGUCUGGGGAACCCCGAGAUCUAUCAGGUCUACGAGCUCCUCGGUUCACCUUGACUAUAGGCGAGACACGGAGCUCGCUGGCGGCCUAGAGGACUGGGAAGAUGUUGACGGCGCCAGCGUCGAUCGAUAUGGCUUCAUCACCGCCCCCCGAUCACGGCUCGGCACGCCCACGGAGAUGAAGUCUGCCCAGUACUCGCCCAGGCGAAGGAACAUGCUACAGAAGCGGGACUUGGCUGGCCUAUCUCCCUUGGGCCCGAGCAGGAAGAUGUCCGCCAGGUCACUCAACACCCAAGCCUCGGAACUGUCUACCGCCUCGAAACGAUCUUCGCGAUCCGUCAUUCGACAGGCUAGCAAUCUGCUACCCCAUAACCGAGAUCGGCGAUGGUUGGACGAGGCUGGCGACAUGCUGACGCUUCCAACAAGCCUCCAAGAUGCCGCAGAGGAAGCCCAUAUAGAGAGGAUAUCAGAAACACUGAAGCGCAAGGAGUGGGAGAGGUCAGAGAAGUGGCGCAAGAUGGCCAAGGUUGUCCGAAGGGGCGGCCAGGGCGAAGGCAUGGAGUUUGAGUUUGACAGGAAGAACCCUAAGCUCAUUGAGCGAACGUGGAAAGGCAUUCCCGAUCGCUGGCGUGCAGCCGCGUGGUGGUCCUUUCUUGCCAGUUCCGCUACGGAACACGGAGUCCAUGCCAUUGAAGAGGAGAUUGUUGCGUCGUUCCACCGACUGCUGGAGCAAAGCUCGCCGGACGAUGUUCAGAUUGACCUCGACGUGCCCCGAACCAUUAGCCGACACAUCAUGUUCCGCAAAAGGUACCGCGGCGGCCAGCGGCUUCUGUUCCGCGUGCUGCACUGCCUGUCCAUCUUCUUUCCAGAAACAGGAUACGUCCAGGGCAUGGCGUCAUUGGCAGCAACGCUUCUCUGCUACUUUGACGAAGAAAAGUGCUUCGUUAUGCUGGUGCGCAUGUGGCAGCUACGAGGGCUCGAUCGCCUCUAUCGCCCAGGCUUCGAGGGCCUGAUGAAGGCGCUGCAUGAGUUUGAUGAAACUUGGCUGAAUAAGGACGUGGCCAAGAGGCUGACCGAGCUCAGCGUAGACAUAACGGCGUAUGGUACACGUUGGUACCUUACCCUCUUCAACCUCUCCAUCCCAUUUCCAGCCCAGCUGCGAGUAUGGGAUGUCUUUCUCCUGCUGGGAGAUAGCGCGGCCGAGGCGAACAUUGUCACGCAAGUUGACGACAGCGAAGCAAGUCCGGCAACAGGACUCGACAUUUUGCACGCCACGAGCGCUGCCUUAAUCCAGGCCCUCCGCGAGGUACUCCUAGACUCGGACUUCGAAAACGCCAUGAAGGCCUUGACGUCAUGGAUUCCCAUCAAGGAUGAGGAUCUCUUGAUGAAGGUGACCAAAGCCGAAUGGAAGUCACACCAAGGCAAGAAGAAGACGUAG